UAAACCGCCGAAUAUCUUAUUGAGAAAAGCAGAGCAUUUCAUCGAAAAUCGGACCAUCGAAACUCCACACUAUUCGACUAUAAAUUGAUUAGGUUUGGACACCAUUCGUCAAAUCGCGUAUGUACAAUUCAAUUUUGUUGCAACAAGAGCCAACCAUUUCUUCGCUGUUCUUUACAUAGAUAGCAUUCGCAUCAAAAUUGGGAGUGAAUAAAUUGAAAGUUACUGAAAACGCGAAUAAAUUGAAACUUUUUGAAUUUUGUUUUCUCUGUGUGACAGGUCACGUUUUGAAAGCCGACGACAGAAGAAUUUGUUGUUAACGAAAUUUCAUUCGAUUCGAUUUAACGGAAUUUUUGGUUACACAAACAGUGACGAUAUAAGAUCUUGAAGAAUUCCACAAUCUUUGAGUCGACAUCAACAUUGCAAAGAUUCGUUUAGCAAGCCAUUUCCACAAUGAGUAGGACGAUGGAACUCACCCGCAAUUUGAAGCGGCACACAAGCGAUUACAUUGACGAAAUACCGCAAAAGAUUCCAAAAUUAAUGGAGAGUCCACCACAAGAUAAAUCAGAAGCCGAAGACGAAACAUUAAAAUUGAUUGAUCUGAAUGACUAUUGUUUGGAGAGCAUUUUUGAACAUUUACCUCUGUCCGAUUUGUUCAACAUUGCUGAGUGUCAUCAAAAUUUCGUCGGCGAAGCACAAUUGGCUGCAAAGCGAAAGUUUCGUGGAAAAUCCGUUAAAAUUGAUUGUCACUACAUUUCAAUCGGUGAAUCAGUUGGACACUUCAUGGAGUCAGUUUCCAAGACACGAUACAACUGCGAGAGAAUUUAUAUUGCAGACUGUCCAUUCGUAUUUGUGACAAAGUUCUUUGAAUAUUUUGGCCAUUUCAUUUCGAGACUGACAAUUGAUGACGAUUUCAUGAUCAGUUCAAAGACUUUCGGUAAACUCAUCGACAAACAUUCAACGCAAUUGCAGCAUAUCGAAUUGAUGUAUUCAUUCGAUGGAGAUGAAAUCAAAUUGUGCAAUGUGAUCAUGAACAUCAAAAAGUUGACAACAUGCAUUGUGCCAUGCAUCACAUUCAAAAAUCUUGAUGAAUUGGAGCUGAUUAAAUUGGAAGAAGUGCCGUAUACCGAUAUUACCGAGGAUUACAUUCGCUUGAUGUUGGGAUUCAUUUGCAAACAUCCGAAUUUGGUCAAGUUGACGAUCAUGCUAUCGUACUGGAGCUAUUACUAUCUGUCCAGUGAACAUAUCACGCAACUCAUCACAAGCCUCCCGAAUUUGGCUGAAAUCACACUUGAAAAUGAUAUAAUUUCAGUCGAAGGUAUCGUGCAACUUCUUGCUGGAUGCAAAUCGCUGAAAAGACUCCGUUUGCUGGCGUAUCCAAAUGAAAUGGAUCAACGGCUGUUUCAUGAGUAUAUGGACACAAACAAUGGCGAUGAAUGGAAGGUCGAAGUCGUUGGUACUCACGCCUAUGGGUGCUUUGUAUUGGAUUUUAUUCGAAUGCAAUGAUUUUCUUCAGUACGCGAAAGAGAACACAAAAUUAAUCAUUUUCUUAUGUUGAAAACUUAAAUUUGACUUUCUAUAUAUUGAUGAUAACCACAUUUUUUUCUUCAUUUGAUCAUGUCAAACGAAAUUUUAAGUGAUGAGGUAAAAACAAAAGGACAGAACAUGUACACAUUGACUUAAAGGCUUAACAAUAACUCGAUUUCAUUAAAAAUAAAGAAAGAUUUUCUAACAAAAAGAGGUCGGAACACGGAAAACUUCUUCUUCAUUGAGUGAUGUUCACUCUAAGUGAUUAUCAAAGAUCGAUAACGAUUUCA
Contarinia nasturtii (swede midge) is the source of this 1814-nucleotide messenger RNA. RefSeq lists its product as uncharacterized. The coding region runs from base 451 to 1503 and encodes 350 amino acids. Lineage: Eukaryota; Metazoa; Arthropoda; Insecta; Diptera; Cecidomyiidae. The record is from RefSeq and is a predicted model, not a curated record. The transcript has 4 exons.